Ctenopharyngodon idella (grass carp) is the source of this 1723-nucleotide messenger RNA. RefSeq names its product achalasia, adrenocortical insufficiency, alacrimia (gene aaas). The record is from RefSeq and is a predicted model, not a curated record. The transcript is spliced from 17 exons. Gene Ontology annotation, molecular function: protein binding. Bases 124 to 1632 code for a protein of 502 amino acids. NCBI's taxonomy places the organism in Eukaryota, Metazoa, Chordata, Actinopteri, Cypriniformes, Xenocyprididae. Gene Ontology annotation, biological process: nucleocytoplasmic transport. Gene Ontology annotation, cellular component: nuclear pore.
ACUUUUGUUAUGAAAACGCGUUCGUCGUCGGUUUGGUGUUUUGUUUCAUUGGGGCUUCCGUAAAACUAAAGGCGCGAGUUCAGCUGCAGUACAGCACGGUCCUUAUAUUUACCUCAUCAGAAAAUGUGUUCACUCAGCCUGUUCCCGGUGCCCGUGACCGCCGGACUGACGCUGCGCGAGCACAACAACGAGCUCGUGCCCGGACAGCCCGACACACAGUGGUCGGAUCUCCCCAGCCCUCAGUUCACCAGAGACACUCUGAAGGGUCACAGUCGUCCCGAGAGCAGCAGUAAAUCAGCCUUCCUGGACCAGAGAGACACGCUGUGGAUGAGGAGCGCCGGAGCCUGGCGAGAUGCGGGUCUGUACGGUCUUCUGGAUGAGAUCACUAACAGUGCUGAGGAAGUGCCCAGGUUCCUGUCGGUCAGCUCGGCCUGUCUGCUGGCUCUGCUCAGAUGGGCGUCUUCAUUUCACGGCUCUCUGUUUCCUCAUCUGACCCUGAGCAGCGAUGAGAUGGUGGCAGAGUUUUCACAGAUGCUGGAUUGGUCUGACGGCGCUCUCAGGAGCUUCGCUUGGCAUCCCCACACAGAUAAGUUCGCUGUGGCGUUACUGGACGACUCCAUCAAGAUCUACAAAUCCCACAGCUCCACGAGCCCGACGCUGAAGCACCGCUGUCAGAGGUCUGUCUGUGCGCUGCAGUGGAAGCCUCUGUGCGGCUCCGCUCUCGCCGUGGCCUGUCAGUCCUGUCUGCUCAUCUGGCACGUGGACCCGACCUCACUCUCCACCAGGCCGUCGUCCGGCUGUGCGCAGGUCUUGUCUCAUCCGGGUCAUUCUCCCAUCACAUCCAUCGCCUGGUCCCCUACCGGCUCUCUGCUCGUGUCUGCAUCCCCUGUCGACACAGCCAUGAUGGUGUGGGACGUGGCAGCCGAGAGCUGUGUGCCGCUGCAGCGGGUGGGCGGCGGUGGCGUCACAUAUCUCUCCUGGUCUCCAGACGGCAGCCGACUGCUGGCCGCCACACCGUCCGCCCUCUUCAGGGUUUGGGAGACGCGCAUGUGGACCUGUGAGAGAUGGCCGUGUCUGAAAGGCAGCUGUCAGUCGGCCUGCUGGAGUCCUGACGGAGGAUGUCUGCUGUUGAGCAUUCAGGGAGAGAGGCUUAUAUACGCGCUCACCUUCUCUGACCUCACAGGUGGUCCUAAAGCCGCCACAGUUGUAGCCGAUCUCUCCGAGACCAGCUUCCCUGGACCUGACGGAGAACUCAUUGUUGGGGGAGAGGUGUGCUCGCUGUCAUGGGAUCCAAGAGGGGAAAGACUUGCCGUGCUUCUGAAAGGUGACUCUCUGGCCGUUAAUCACCCGUCAGUCAUAGCCGUAUUUAAAACGCGCUCCGUUCCUGUCUUUGAGCUGCUGCCAUGUGGUUUUGUGAUGGGAGAGGCUGGAGCAGAACCCAGAUUCAUGCAGUUCCACCCGCACUUCCAGCACGGCGCUCUGCUUACCGUGUGCUGGUCUGAUGGGCGAAUCUCUCACGUGCCAUUCUACUUCAGCAGCGCUGGGCUUUCAGGAGAGUCACAGCAGAAACCCCUCGCCAGCAACACAAUCGACACUUCCACCAACAAACUGUACACUGAGCUUAUAUCCUGAACACCUUCACUGCGCUCAACCAUUAGCUGCAAAGCCAGUCCCCUUCACCUGUCAACUCUCUACUGUCAUAAUAAAUUAUUUUUGCAGCAUA